AUGGAUCCGAUCUUAGAUGGCUUGAAUCACGCCCAGUGCCAGGCGGUGACCUCGUCUGGCUCAGUGAUCCAAGUCCUCGCACCACCAGGAUCCGGCAAGACAAAGACAUUGACAGCACGCGUCGCAUACCUGCUCACCCAUCACGGAUACCAACCACAAGAUGUCAUCUGCUGUACAUUCACCAUCAAGGCCAGCCGCGAGAUGCGUGAGCGGCUGGCAAAAUCCAUUGGCGAAAAACUCGAGUCACGCUUGAUUCUCGGCACCUUCCAUUCCAUCUGUCGCCGCUACCUGGUCAAGUACGGGUAUCUGAUUGGUCUGCGGAAGGGGUUUGGCAUUGCGGACUCGGAUGACUCUCGCGCGAUUAUCAGAAGGACUAUCAAACGACUGAAAUCUGGCAUUGAGGUCAAGGCGGCCCAGGGCCGGAUCUCACGGCAUAAGGCACAUGGACUCAGUCCCGAUGCCCUGGCGGAGAGAGCUAAAGCCCUGGCGGAGAAAGCUAAAGCUGCGGAGCAAGAGCUUCUGGAUAUCUAUCGUGAAUAUGAAUCGGCACUCGCGGCGUCUAAUCUCCUAGAUUAUGAUGACCUUCUUCUGCGAUGUGCUGAUUUGCUCCGGCAGCACCCCCAAUGUGUCUCCAACGUGCAAGCAGUCUUGGUGGAUGAGUUUCAGGACACCAAUAUUAUACAAUAUGAGCUCAUGAACCUCUUUGCGGCACGGCACCGACGAAUCACUAUCGUUGGAGAUCCGGAUCAGAGUAUUUACGGCUUUCGGUCUGCGGAGAUCCAGAAUCUCAAUCGAAUGCAGCAGCGGUAUUCGAACACGACGGUUGUGCUCUUGGAAGACAAUUAUCGCUCUGCAGGUUCUAUUCUGAAAGCCGCCCAGGACGUGAUUGAACAGGAUGAGAGUCGUCCUGCAAAAGCACUUCAGGCCACCCACACUUUCGGCACCAUGCCGGUAUUGCGAAGGCUUCCCAAUCCCAGCGCAGAAGCGCAUUGGAUAGUGCUUGAGAUCAAGCGAUGUGCGGCAAUGACCGGAGGUUUGCUACGCAUGUCCGAUUUUGCCAUUCUGCUUCGGUCUGCUUCGCUGUCUACACAAAUUGAGAAGGCGUUUGGGAGAGCGGGAAUACCAUAUAGGAUGGUCGGAGGACGAAAAUUCUUCGACCGAACUGAAGUCAAGAUUCUGCUCAAUUAUAUGAGAGUUGUCAGCCACACGGGACAUUCGGACGCAUUGGUGAAUAUCGUCAACGUCCCGCCACGCAGGAUUGGCGAUGAGACAAUCAAGCAAUUGACUGGCGGUGCGGAAAAGGCCAAAGUUCCACUGUGGAACUUCAUCAAGGAUGUCAUCCAAGGGCGCCGCUCGACUGAGAAGAAACUGCAAAAGCCCGCAGAGCAGGGACUUUGCGUAUUGGUGAAUUUGAUCGAAGCAGCUCGACAGAAGUUAGAGGAGUGUGAGGAUGCGUCGGCUCCACGUGUUCUCAUUGAGUUCAUCGCCGAGCGUCUUUCAUUCCAGGAGUAUCUGAUCAGGACAUAUCCUCUUGAUGAAGACAGUCGCUGGGCGAAUGUCAAAGAGUUGAUGCACCAGGCCACUGAUGUCGCAGCAUUCGAAGAGGCGGAAGUGGACAAAGAGACGGAUCUACCUGAAAUCGAAGGUGUAGAGCAGCAGCAGGCACAUCCCGGUGAGGAGGCUCUCACUCGAUUUCUCGCAAACGUGGCUUUGGCUACAGAGAUCACCACCAAAGAGGAAGAACAAGAGGGGGAUCAGCCUACUGAGAAAGUCACAAUAUCCACCAUCCAUGCUGCCAAGGGCCUGGAAUGGCCAGUCGUGUUUGUUCCCGCAGUAUACGACGGCAGCAUUCCUCACUCGCGUGCGGAGGUGAUAGAAGAAGAGAGGCGGCUGCUGUAUGUCGCGAUGACAAGAGCACAAGCCCUGUUAUACCUCAGCGUUCCUAUUCGUCAGCCCAGGCUAGGAGAGGGUGAAGACGGUGCGACGACCUUGUCACCAUUCCUUCCUCCUAAAUUGACCAAAUCACGCUUUCGACCAACGGGACCGUCUCUUGAUGAGAAAGUAGUAUACGCGAUUGCGGAUAUACUACACCGCCCUCGGCCGUCUUUGGAAGACAUGUACAAGGGGCUCGAAUCCCUGCCAUCGACGCUGGAUGACCGAUGGACACCCGAGGGUGAGGAAGAUGGUGAGGAAGAUGGUGAGGAAGAUCGCAGCAGACCUUUGGGUAUAUUGAUCUUUCGUGAUACCUCUGGCGAACCGAUACCAAAGCGGCGGCGGUCAGACAUGAACCAGGGGCCAACAUCAACCACCUAUAUGUCCAUGACGGGCUAUACCAUGAAUAACCCGACAGGUUUUACGCUCCCUACGACAGCCUCCUCAGGCUUUACAUCUGCCCGGGAUUACAUUACAGCCAACCCUGAACCUUCCGCACGGUCAGCCUCAAAGCUUCCUGCAGAUGUAGUUGCAGAUGCAGCUGGAGCGAACAAAUUGAAAUCGCCCAGCAAACCAGGCAGCAAAGACGGGCUCGCACAGGCGAGCAUCUCCAAUUUCUUUGCAGGCCCAGGGGCUUCCCAGAAAAGGGGACCAGUUCUGCCUAAUCGACAGCAGCCACCACCAUCCCGCAAAUACGAAGCGUUAUCAUCGCAGAACCAACGUCCAGGACCAAGAAGCGCCGUCCCCCUUCCUCUCUCCUCACACCGUGUGCAACCACGACCACUUAUCCCAACUCGGCCAACACUGGAGCCCACAAACCCCGACGGCUACACGUGGAUGGCCGCCCCGUCAGACCCCACAGCCUUGAAACCCGCCAAGAUGUCGGUGACGCAGGAACAGAACAGCAACAGUCCCUCCGCAGAUAAGACAGCCGGGGCAGAUGAGUCGAAGCCCAAUAGUUCCACCAGUGGGUUCCAGUCAGCCUCGACGUUCCACACGACCACGAUGUCUAUGAUCCAACAGGCACCGCGACGGACGUUGGGAAUUCGGCGGAGCAUGAAUGGGUGGCAGGACAGAAUGAAGCGAGAGGGUGGACAGAACAGUUGA
Molecule: messenger RNA, 3039 nt
Organism: Penicillium bovifimosum
Lineage: Eukaryota; Fungi; Ascomycota; Eurotiomycetes; Eurotiales; Aspergillaceae
Product: ATP-dependent helicase
Exons: 2
Coding region: 1-3039 (1012 amino acids)
Biological process (GO): recombinational repair
Cellular component (GO): nucleus
Molecular function (GO): hydrolase activity; DNA binding; 3'-5' DNA helicase activity
Source: RefSeq, a predicted model, not a curated record